This is a messenger RNA of Aspergillus affinis, 1059 nucleotides long. Its product is annotated as putative AP-3 adaptor complex subunit sigma. The transcript is spliced from 5 exons. The record is from RefSeq and is a predicted model, not a curated record. Gene Ontology annotation, cellular component: intracellular membrane-bounded organelle. Gene Ontology annotation, molecular function: NADP binding. NCBI's taxonomy places the organism in Eukaryota, Fungi, Ascomycota, Eurotiomycetes, Eurotiales, Aspergillaceae. Gene Ontology annotation, biological process: protein transport; vesicle-mediated transport. The coding region runs from base 1 to 1059 and encodes 352 amino acids.
AUGAUCAACGCCGUCCUCGUCUUCAACAACGCGGGUCAGCCGCGUCUGACCAAAUUCUACACCCAAAUCGACACGCAAACCAAACAAUCCCUCAUCGAACAAAUCUACAAACUCGUCGCCCAACGCCCCGCCAGCGCUUGCAACUUCCUCCCCCUCCCCCCUCUCCUCUCACAAGGCGCGCGCUCCGGCAUCGAGAACGGCCCCUCCGACGCCCCCACGCAAAUCACCUACCGCACCUACGCCACCCUCUCGUUCAUCAUGAUCUCCACGUCCACCGAGUCGCCCCUCGCGCUGAUCGACCUGAUCCAGGUCUUCGUGGAAGCGCUGGACCGCAUGUUCGAGAACGUCUGCGAGCUGGACCUCAUCUUCGGGUACGAGACCAUGCACGCAGUGCUCAGUGAGAUGAUUGUCGGCGGGGUGGUGGUGGAGACGAAUCUGGAGAAGAUCGUGGCUGGGGUGCGCGAGCAGGAAGGCGGCGUGGGGAAGAAGAGGGCGAUUCAAGCGGCUAGUUCGGGGGUUGGGCGCCGGGGGAUGCCCGGUGUGAUGCGCUAUCAAGACGUCUGCUUAAUUGAACCUGUUUCGUCCGAUGCCGGCCACGUGAACGGCAUCCGGUCCAUCUCCCGGGCGUGGAAUACUACGGCACAAGGCCCGUCUCCCGUCUGCCGCGACGGACAACCAUCUAUGAUGCUCUAUCAACUAUACAUCUCUGAAGACCUGGGUACUUAUAAAUAUGGCUUCUCUCAUCGGCAUCAGACGAAAUGCCUUGGAAUCAUCGGCUACGGUAUGACCAGCAACCUCCGCAAAAAGCUACCAUCCACCACAACCCUACACAUCCACGACAUCAACGCCGAGGCCUGCGAGAAACUAGUCGCCGAUCUCCCAGCCGGCAAGCACGUCCGACAGGUCUACCUCGACGCCGAAAACGGGGUGAUCGCAGCGUCGAAAGACCCCGAACGACUCAUCAUCGAAUGCAGCACCAUCGAGAUCGAAUCCACGAUGGAGAUCGGCAAAACCAUCAUCGACGCCGGUCUGGGCACGUUCGUCGACGCCACCGUCUAG